Messenger RNA from Aspergillus tubingensis, 378 nucleotides. RefSeq lists its product as uncharacterized. NCBI's taxonomy places the organism in Eukaryota, Fungi, Ascomycota, Eurotiomycetes, Eurotiales, Aspergillaceae. The record is from RefSeq and is a predicted model, not a curated record. The transcript has 2 exons. The coding region runs from base 1 to 378 and encodes 125 amino acids.
AUGUUUUACCGUGCGGCUUACCGUUUCCCCACUACCUUGUACAGGACCAGACGAUCGCCUUCAGCUCGGUAUUUGCAUCAAGUUACGGCAGACUUCCAGAACUACGACUCAAAAGGGAACCUAGUCACUGAAAAGGUCCCUGUCAUUGCCGGUGAUCCAGGCGAAACCUACCUUCUGGUGUAUCCAGAAGUCGGCAGUGCUUUCCGUGCUGCUGCAAAGAAAGCACACAUAUCUGCGCCUGUUGCGGACGUUAUACCAACAUGCAAACUUAUGUUCUUUCAUGAGUCGCAGCAUUUUGGGUUUGCUCAGUUUGCUUAUCAUGCAAGCGCUAGUGCACAGAAUCUCAAGCAUGUCUUGGAACAGUUAAAGGAUGUGUGA